Momordica charantia (bitter melon) is the source of this 1501-nucleotide messenger RNA. It is a transcript of the gene XYLT, whose product is annotated as beta-1,2-xylosyltransferase. Lineage: Eukaryota; Viridiplantae; Streptophyta; Magnoliopsida; Cucurbitales; Cucurbitaceae. Gene Ontology annotation, molecular function: glycosyltransferase activity. The record is from RefSeq and is a predicted model, not a curated record.
CGAGCGCCUGGAGGAGGUGAUCGGGAGGGAAGAAGAGGAGGAGUUGCCGGAAUUUCAGAGCGGCGCUUUUGAGCUUGACGGCAGUGAUUACUCCGCCGGCGAGGAGAGGGUUUUGGCGAGCAGGGAAUUUCUGGAUCAGUACGUGCCGGAAGGGGAGGUUCAGAGGCACACCAUGCGCGCAUUGUUUGCUUCAUUUCGAGUUCUUCAAGGAAAUCAUUUCGAAUGCCAAGAGUGGAUCGACGAGCCCGUGCUUCUGGUGACGCGAUUCGAGUAUGCAAAUCUUUUUCACACGGUUACGGAUUGGUAUAGCGCUUAUGUGAGUUCGAGGGUUGUUGGCUUGCCUAAUCGACCUCAUCUGGUCUUCGUCGACGGGCAUUGUAAGACACCUUUGGAAGAGACAUGGAGGGCAUUGUUUUCAAGUCUUAAAUAUGCCAAAAAUUUCAGCACACCGGUUUGUUUUCGCCAUGUGAUCUUCUCGCCCCUAGGAUACGAAACUGCGCUAUUCAAGGGUCUGACCGAGGGGAUCAAUUGUCAUGGAGGGUCUGCUCAUGAUCUUUGGCUUAAACCUGAUGACCAAAAAACUGCUAGAUUAUCUGAGUUUGGAGAAAUGGUUAGAGCAGCUUUUGGGUUCCCAGUUGACAGACAAGUCGAAAGGCCACCCUCAGUUCACAACAUUCUCUUCGUCCGCCGUGAGGAUUACUUAGCCCAUCCCCGUCAUGGUGGUAAGGUUGAAUCCAGACUUAGCAAUGAACAAGAAGUCUUUGAGUCUUUGCAGAACUGGGCAUCUAGUCACAGAGAGUGUAAAGUAAACCUGGUGAACGGGUUGUUCGCACACAUGUCGAUGAAGGAACAACUCCGAGCCAUCCAAGACGCCUCGGUCAUUAUCGGGGCACACGGUGCAGGUCUCACUCACAUAAUAUCUGCCUUACCAAAAACGGUGAUCUUGGAAAUCAUUAGCAGUCUAUUUAGAAGGCCUCAUUUUGCAUUGAUUGCUCAGUGGAAAGGCUUGGAGUACUACGCCAUUAAUCUCUCGGGAUCACGUGCCAAUCCAGAAGUCGUUGUCGACCACCUUUCGCGCAUCAUGACGAGCCUUGGAUGCUGAAAACGAUUUUCGAUUUCUGAUAUUAAUCUCUCUAACUAUUAGGAAAUGAAAGAAAAUCCAGCACUUUGUAUCUACAAAUACAGAUGCUCCCAUUUUGAGUUGACAAGCUCCGAGUUUGAAGAGACCGAUUCACCCUGUAUCUAACUUGCCAUAGACUUGGCUCGAAGUACGAGCAUACCAACCAAGGUCGACGAUGAAAGAUUCGGGCUAUUUAAGCUUCAAGAAUGGUAUGUAUUCUAACACUUCAAUCCCCCUUUAAGUUUAAGUUUAGUACAUAGAAGAGAUCAAUUAGCAUUCUUUGAAAACAUCCCUUCUCUCUAGAUUGCAUUGUUAUUUCCAUGCUCUAUUGUCUAUAUCGUUAAUGUUCAUAUAAAGUUUCAUGGUAUAUUUAUGGUUGAA